This is a messenger RNA of Danio rerio (zebrafish), 419 nucleotides long. The record is from RefSeq and is a predicted model, not a curated record. NCBI's taxonomy places the organism in Eukaryota, Metazoa, Chordata, Actinopteri, Cypriniformes, Danionidae.
UCGCAUGUGAAAGUGUUAAAUUACAUUGUCUACUCGUCACUGUAAACAAAAAAAUGAUGCUGGCGCAGAUUGUGCUUGUACUUUGUUUGGCUGCCAUGGCAAGUGCAGCUGAUGAUUGUCCUACAGUGCCAAAUUGCGCUCAAUACGCAGUCAUGUGCCCCCGGAACUAUGAGCCGGUGUGUGGUACCGAUGGAAAAACAUACCCAAAUGAGUGCGUGCUGUGUAUGGGAAUUUUAGAGAAAAGGGACAUCAUAUUAAUUUCCAAAUUGGGCAAAUGCUAAGCCAGAUCCACUCGUUUUAUUCUGGAUGGGACAUGAAGGCUGGAACCACAUGUUGAUCUUCAAUGGUUUUAGUCACAAACUAAAAAAAAUGUUCCUUUUUAAAGUAUUGUGAUCUUUAAAUAAAGUAUUGAUAUACAA